Molecule: messenger RNA, 974 nt
Organism: Vespa velutina
Lineage: Eukaryota; Metazoa; Arthropoda; Insecta; Hymenoptera; Vespidae
Product: odorant receptor 13a-like
Exons: 6
Coding region: 228-974 (248 amino acids)
Biological process (GO): sensory perception of smell; detection of chemical stimulus involved in sensory perception of smell
Cellular component (GO): plasma membrane
Molecular function (GO): odorant binding; olfactory receptor activity
Source: RefSeq, a predicted model, not a curated record
CGCUCUACAAAGAAAGCUCAGACAUCGAAAAGUUCCAUAGCUGUUCUGCAAGGGGCUUUUGUUACUUUCUCUUUACCUUUCUACUCGUACCAGGGCUGCUUCGAAUUUUCUUAAUAGAACAGAAUACACGCAUACGGCUGAAGAUCUUAGGUCCUCUCUGCUCGUGUUCGAUAAACGCUCUGAAAUAUAGUAUAUUAAUAACGCGCGGGAAAAAGAUUCGAGAAUGUAUGAAGCAUGUUAGGGAGGAUUGGAAAAAAAUAGUGUUGAAAAAGGAUUACGAAUCAAUGAUGUCACAUGCCAAGAUCGGAAGGACUUUGGCGUUGAUGUCAGUCUCUUUUCUGUAUGGCGCUGGAAUGUCUUAUCGUACUAUCUUACCUCUUACAAAAGGCAAAAUCAUCAUCGCUUGUAGUGUUUGUGGUUUAGCGAACUUCGUGAUCAUGCACGCGUGUGACCAACUCGAAAUUUUUAUGAGAAUGAUGAGAGACAUUGUCGGUGGGAAAGACGACGUUGAUGAUACUGAACCAGAUACGCGUAUCGCCGAGGUAAUUAGACAUCAAACCCGAUCCAAGAAUUUCGUAAAGGAAGUAGAAGAGAUUCUGCAGUACAUGUGCAUGGUAGAGAUCUUGGAUUGUAUUAGUCUCGUUUAUCUUGCUCUGAGUAGGAAAAUAGUGGAUACGACCGGAUUAAUUACAUAUUACAUUUUUCUCCUAUCUUUCGCUUUUAAUACGUUUAUCUUUUGUUUCAUCAGCGAGCUUCUUUCGGAACAGGGUGCGAAAGUCGGAAUAACUUCUUGUACUCUUGAAUGGAAUCGUCUUCCGACGAAAAGCGCUCAAAGCCUAAUAUUGCUAAUAUUAGCGUCGAAUCGUCCAAUAAAGAUCGUAGCCGGUAAAUUGAUGCACAUGUCACUCAGAAAUUUUAAUGGCAUCAUUAAAACUUCGGUUGGAUAUUUCAACAUCCUUCGAAAUAGCAUCUAA